CUUGCUGUAGCUAGGCGGUGUAGUGGCACACAGAGAAGCUAUGAUGACGUGGUAACUGUCAACAUCAUACGCAAAAAAAUCAAUCAAACAAGAAAACUUAACAACGCAGUGAUGUUGGACUUUGCAAUCUUCGCUGUCACGUUUGUCAUCAUUUUGGUCGGGGCUGUUCUCUAUUUGUACCCAUCUUCCAGAAGGGCCUCAGGUAUCCCAGGUCUCUACCCCACAGAUGAGAAGGAUGGAAACCUGCAGGACAUCAUCAACAAAGGCAGCCUGCAUGAGUUCCUCGUUAACCUGCAUCAGGAGUUUGGACCCGUGGCAUCCUUCUGGUUUGGCAGGCGACCAGUGGUCAGUCUGGGCUCUGUGAACCAGCUCCAGCAGCAUAUCAACCCCAAUCAUACCACUGACUCCUUUGAGACCAUGUUGAAGUCGCUACUCGGAUACCCGCCUGGGAUGGGAGGUGGGCCCAAUGAGUCAGUGGUUAGAAAGAAAUUAUAUGAGGGGGCCAUCAACAUCGGCCUUAAGAACAACUUCCCAGUCAUGCUCAAGGUGACAGAGGAGCUUGUGGGAAAGUGGAAGUCAUUUCCAGAGGCUCAGCACAUUCCCCUGUGUGCCCACCUACUAGGUCUGGCCCUAAAGACAGUCACUCAGCUGGGUCUGGGCGAGCGCUUCAAAGACGACGCUGAAAUAAUCUCCUUCCGCAAGAACCACGACGCGAUCUGGUCCGAAAUUGGAAAGGGCUACAUGGACGGUUCCCUGGAGAAGAGCUCCAGUAGAAAAACACAUUAUGAGAAGGCAUUGUCAGAGAUGGAAUCCAUGCUGCUGUCAGUGGUGAAGGAGAGGAGAGACCAGAGAAAGCAGACGGCGUUCGUGGACGCUCUUCUUCAGUCCAGUCUCACAGAGCGACAGGUCAUGGAGGACUGCAUGGUUUUCACUCUGGCUGGAUGUGUCAUCACUGCAAACUUGUGCAUCUGGGCCCUUCACUUUCUGUCCACAUCCAAGGAAGUCCAGGAAAAGCUGCACCAGGAACUACAAGAUGUUUUGGGUUCUGAUCCAGUUUCCCUAGACAAGAUUCCUCAGCUCAGAUACUGCCAGCAGGUUCUGAAUGAGACAGUAAGGACGGCCAAGCUGACCCCCAUAGCUGCUCGGCUUCAGGAAGUGGAGGGAAAAGUCGAUCAACAUGUGAUCCCUAAAGAGACUUUGGUAAUCUAUGCCCUGGGAGUGGUUCUUCAAGAUGCUGACACAUGGAGCGCCCCCUACAGGUUUGAUCCAGAUCGAUUUGAGGAAGAUUCGGCAAGGAAGAGCUUCUGCCUGCUUGGCUUCUCAGGGAAUCAAACAUGCCCAGAACUUAGGUUCGCCUACACUGUAGCUACAGUCCUGCUCAGCACAUUGGUUCGACAGCUGAAGCUUAACCAGCUGAAGAAUCAAGUGGCAGAAGUCCGAUCUGAGCUGGUGUCCACACCCAAGGAUGAGACCUGGAUCACUGUCAACCAUAGAAAAAGCUGAACACAGUCUGCAGAGCCCAGCAACUGAAGCAUCCUGUUUUAAGAAAGUAAUCAAUUUGAUUGAGCAUUUACCAGCAAAGUAUUACAGUGGUGAUUUAAAAUGAAGCUCUUAAUUGAACCAGUUUUAAGGCAUGGAGUCUUUCAGCACAUUUCUACCUUGCAGCCAAAUACAUUUCCACUUCGUUGUGAAGAAAAAGACGACAAGAGCUAGACAAAAGUUGAUUUAAAGGAGUACACUGUAACAAACACUGCCAUCUAGUGGUUAUGUUCCAAAUAACAAGAAGGUAAUGAUUAAAAGCUAUUCAAAUCUGUUCUUGACCAAGAAAUUAUAUCUUUAUUAAUAAUGACCUAAAUCAUCUAUGAAGGAGAAAAUUGGUAACGUUUUUCAGCUCUUCUUGUUUCUGCAUCCACAGAUUGAUCCACUAUAUUUCUUCAUUGCCUGUUGAACCGUACUCUCAUUUUAUGUGCCUUUUCUGUGGCAGAAAAAUGACUUUCCGCUCUUGUCCUGUUUUAGAAAUAGAUAUAUUUAAACUUUCUGAAAAAAUAGGAAAUAAAUACUUUUUUUUAAAACAACAGAAACUAGCUGAAAUGUCUUUUUUAAUGCAACUAUUUUUUUUUUCAGAUGUUUAUUGUAUUGGUAAUCUUAAUUUUCAUUGCUGUUUCAAGCCAAAUAUUUGGGAGCCUUACAGCAUUUGGACAUUUCAUUCCACUUUUUUAAUGCCUCUUGUACAAGAAACUUGUACAGAAAAUUGUGUUUUGUUUUUUUUAACUUUACAAAGUUUUUGUCGGUGAAGGGGUUUGCAAAUCUUUUUGAUGUACCCUCUAAAUAAAUGUACAUGACUCCA
Molecule: messenger RNA, 2347 nt
Organism: Girardinichthys multiradiatus
Lineage: Eukaryota; Metazoa; Chordata; Actinopteri; Cyprinodontiformes; Goodeidae
Gene: cyp20a1
Product: cytochrome P450 20A1
Exons: 13
Coding region: 112-1503 (463 amino acids)
Cellular component (GO): membrane
Molecular function (GO): monooxygenase activity; heme binding; oxidoreductase activity, acting on paired donors, with incorporation or reduction of molecular oxygen
Source: RefSeq, a predicted model, not a curated record